Molecule: messenger RNA, 1682 nt
Organism: Oryza sativa Japonica Group (Japanese rice)
Lineage: Eukaryota; Viridiplantae; Streptophyta; Magnoliopsida; Poales; Poaceae
Product: protein COFACTOR ASSEMBLY OF COMPLEX C SUBUNIT B CCB4, chloroplastic
Biological process (GO): cytochrome b6f complex assembly
Cellular component (GO): chloroplast
Source: RefSeq, a predicted model, not a curated record
UUUACCUAAUGCUUAACCAAUUGUGCACUGAUCUAAUAUUUCAUUUUUGGUGCGAAAGGUGAGAGUUUCCAACCCGCGGUCGGUCACCUUGCAGAUAGCCCUUUUACCGGCCUCCCAAAGGGCUAGGCCGUCUGCAAAACAAUCGGGUCUAACCAGUUUACAGGCAGUCACUUGUCGCCGAUGGGUAGAUUUGUAAAACACUGAAAAAAAUAUUGUUAAAUAUUUUAAUAAGUAAACUUAAAACUGAAAAAAGUUUCUAGUUAGUGGGAUCGGAAUGGGCUGGGCCUGAGAAGACUACUACAUGGGCCGGUGGUUCGGCCCAGAAGAAAUCAGGUAGCCGACGAGUCAUCCACAGCGACGGCGAGUGGCCACCGGCCGUUCUACAUCUCGCGCGCGGCCUCCGGUCGUCGUCGCGACUCCGCUGCCGCCGUCGCCCGGCGCCGCCGGUGAUCCCGCUCAUGUGCUAGUAGAAGGCGUUCGGAGCUCUUUGGGAGUGUCGCACGCAUGGAGAUGACCAGAAGCCUUACGCUCGUGCCGCUCCCGGCGACGCUCCGGCCGGCAUCCGCGGCCUGUCGCCGGCGGCGGAGGCGGCGAGGGCUUCCCUUCGGUGCACUCUUCUCACCAUCGCCUCCUUCGAACCAGCAGCAGGAAAUGCACAUCAGGGCGCUGCAGCCGCGGCAGGAUUGGGUGGGGGAGUGGGUCCGGAGCAACGACACGCUAGUCCGCGGCCUGCCCAUCCUCGGCGGCGGCGCCUCCCUGCUCGCCGUCCUCCUCAACCGUGCGGUUUCCGGCAUUGCAGCUGUCGCCGACGCCUCCAGUUCGCAGUCAAGGGCUGACAUACUGACUCUUGCUCUCUCCGUAACUGAUAUUCUUGCUGGCCUUGUUUGGUUGUCCAUCCGGCCGAAAUCCAUUUCUCCUGUUGUUCCUCGAGGUGUCGAGUGCAAACGGGUAGGAACGGGUGUAUUGGACUCGGCUCUUCGUGAACUACUUUGGACAUGGGAUUCCCUUACAACUGCAACUUGUUGCAAAUCCUUGGUUGUUGUGUAUGGAGGUAAUUGUGUUCUUCAAAUUGGGGUUGCUGCUGGCUCUCCAGAGGAUGGUAAUGCAGUUAUGGUGGAUGCACAGAAGUUCAUGCAAGGUUCCCUUUAUAGAAGUGCCAUGGAAUCCAAGAAGCAAUCUUACCUAGCAAAUCUUGCCUUAUAUCCUGGAAGGACUGAACUACCAUUCUUGCCAGCUAACACGCAGGCCCUAAUAUUGCAACCAAUUGGUGAUAAAGGAAUUGCAGUUAUUGGUGGUGACACUAUAAGGGGGUUCACUAAUCUUGAUCAGGCAUGGAUUGCAAUGAUAGCAGAUAAACUGGAUGCUACAUUGUCAAAGUCGUAAGAACGCGUAGUUUGUUGGAUAUUGUUUGUAUCUUGCAAUUGGCCAAACUGUCACGAGAGAUGAUCAUCUGUCACUGUACAUGUUCAAGUUACAGGUAGAGUUUGCAAAACCAACGGAUAAAACAGUACAGGGCUGGGGUUGACCAAUUGUUUUAAGCCAGGCUGUAUGAUUAGGCUUGAUUAAGUUUGACCAGCAUGAAUUGAUUACAAUGUUAGUUACUUCUUGUAACCAGUCACUGUUGGCUGAAUGAAUCACAUUACUGAUGCUUUCAUUUGUAAGAUCUCAUCACAUUUCAAAGA